Molecule: messenger RNA, 1404 nt
Organism: Paramormyrops kingsleyae
Lineage: Eukaryota; Metazoa; Chordata; Actinopteri; Osteoglossiformes; Mormyridae
Source: RefSeq, a predicted model, not a curated record
AUGAUCACCAAGGCAGAAAGAAGCCUUUCUGGCAUUUAUACUUUGGAAGUAUUUAACUCGAGUGGCACAAGUAUACGAAGUGAAAGAUUCCGCUUGAUCAUUGAAGUGCCUGUAACCCCCCCAGCUCUGUCUCCACUCUGCCUGCCCCACGGAGAGCUGAGGGUGUCCUGCUCCUCCCCAGUGGGGGAUAAUCCCCAGUACUCCUGGCUUCUGGAUGGUUUGCCCCUGAAUCACUCCAGGCCCGUUUAUGAUGAUGGGAAAGGAGCUGUCAUUCUGGGAAAGAACACGUCCGGAAAGCUCACCUGUACGGCCAAGAAUAACGUCAGUGAGGCAAAUACCACAGAGAUGCUCCCCAGCUGUGCAGGACUUGGACCAGUUGUAAAUUGCACCUUGACUAAUGGUACAGAGAUCGCAGUAAGAAUGAAUGCUACAGUGAGCCCUUCUCUGUUAUAUAAUAUGAAAAUAUUCUUCACUGUCGAUGGGAGAGAGACACUGGCUGCUGUUUGUAAUACGAGUAGCCAGCAAACAGGAAAAAAAAAUGAUAAUCAUUCAGUUGAUAUGAUGCAGAUUCUUUUUGCCGCACUGGGAACAGUGGUCCUACUCCUCGUAUUGACAGUGGUGAUUUAUAGUUACUGCAGGAAGAGACCCCAUGUGCAGGCAGAAGAGAGUAAACCUGGCACUGAAGAAAUGACAUACGCUGAGGUCACAUUUAACAAGAAUAAGAGCAGGAGAGAGAAGAGGGCUGAACCGGAGGUGGUGUAUGGGGAGCUCAGGAUAUAAUCUAAGCGGCACCUUUGGCACAACAAGGACUUUAUGUAUGUAAAAGUUUAUAUGCAAAGUGUAGUAUUAGGGAUAUAGUCUCCAAGAACAAAAUUUGUACUUUAUGUUUUCCUUCUUAAUUUUCACCUUGGUUGUCUAAAAUGGCCAGUUAAUCCCAGCUCAGGACUCCCCCCACCAAAGUAAAACGCCCCCCCCGACCUGAGCAGGCUGACGGCCACAGCAUGCCGACCCUGUAAUAUGUCCUGUCAGCCGCAUGUCCUGCUCUGCCAGCUAAAGGUACAAUGACCCACGUAACACACUUGGUGGAAAGCGCUACUGGCUGGACUCACUGCCCUGUGGCUGCCGGUGCUCUCUGGGCUCCUACUGGCCGCUGAUGUGGGCUGGGGGAGAUCAAACUGGGAUCCCGGCUGUAGGGGGGCCCUGCUUUUUUGUACCUUCCAAGCGGGAAACCCUCUGGUUUUAAAAGUGUAUUUUGUAUCUUUUUUGUCUUACAUUUUGUGUAAUUUACUCAUUGUGUUUAAAUGGUUUUUGUAUUUUAGUUUUGAAAGAUUUUGUAACUGAAGUCUGACUUAAGACCAAAGAGAAGUGUAAAGGAGCCCAUCUCAAGUCAUAUCACUGAGAAAA